UCAUAAAAUUGAAUGAUCCUUACUGAAACUCAUCCGCAUUUUGUAACGGUGGUGGUAAUGAUCUGGUGGUUAGCAGCCUAAUUGUAUUCAUUGUGCAUGAACUGAUGAGCAUAGAUCUUAGUUGACAAUCUACCAAUUGGUCUGAUGUGAUUGGUGGUUGCAAGAACAGCAACUUAACGCAAGGGCACCCAAUCCAAAGCAACCUGACUAACAGCGCCUCUGACAUCUUUGUCACUCCUAGCAAGCAAGCAACGAGAAAGAGAGAGAGAGGCCCUUGAAAUCGAAAUCCAAAGAGAAGCCAAACCCAAAACCCAUCUCUGUCUGUGAAUUUGAGAGAGUAUGGGAGGAGAGAGGAAGAAGAUAUUGGUGGGUUUGGUAGUAGCUAUGUUUCUUGGAAUUGCUGUUUACUUGAGGCUGUGGUCCAUUGAUUAUGCUAUUUCUUCUGAUGACACUGAGUUGUUGAGAAGACAAUUCGAUCUUGCCAACAGGGAAGCAAUGGAUGAAUCUGCUGAGUGGAGAAUGAAAUAUGAUGAAGAAGCAGAGAGGGCUGCAAAGUGUGAUAAGGAACUGAUAGAGAUUAAGCAGAAGGUGGAGGAUGCUGCUAGUAUUAACCAGCAACUGGAAAUGCUGCAAAAGGAAAACAUGGCCUUGGUUGAACGGAUGGAGGCAUUAAAAAAGAAGCUGGAGGCUGCAAAGUUAAAAUGUCGCUCAUGAUAUAAGUGGGUUGAACAGGUUCUACUUUCAUCUUCAUGUGUAAUUCUGACCCUAAUAGCUUGUUUCCUGAGGAAAACACGUCCUUAGAAAAUUCUCAUGAGGAAAAUCUGUGUUGAGUUCAACCGAGGGAAAGGCCAUUCUGAACGAGAUAUCUUCUUUUUUUACUCACCCACACAACCCACCCCACACACAACAUCCACACACCCCACCCACACCCCCUCAAAAUAUAUUGCACAUUACAUAUAAUGUAUCAGUUUUUCCUUUACCAGAUGUUCAGGGACUGGUGCUGCUAUAGUAUUAGCUAGAAUGUGUUCAUGUUUCUUCCCUCAUCCCAUUUUUAGUAUUUUACAAUGGGGGAGGGAGGAUUUAUUGUUUUUUGCUGCACUAUGCUCAAUAAUAUGCAUUUACAAUUUGGAAGAAA
This is a messenger RNA of Hevea brasiliensis (rubber tree), 1135 nucleotides long. RefSeq lists its product as uncharacterized. Bases 340 to 714 code for a protein of 124 amino acids. The transcript is spliced from 4 exons. The record is from RefSeq and is a predicted model, not a curated record. Lineage: Eukaryota; Viridiplantae; Streptophyta; Magnoliopsida; Malpighiales; Euphorbiaceae.